Molecule: messenger RNA, 261 nt
Organism: Protopolystoma xenopodis
Lineage: Eukaryota; Metazoa; Platyhelminthes; Monogenea; Polystomatidea; Polystomatidae
Source: the annotation of a GenBank genome assembly
AUGGACGCUAUUAUGUAUAAAUUUUUGCAGACGGGUACACGAGUUCAGGUGUGGCUAUAUGAACAAGUAAACCUUAGGAUUGAAGGCAGGAUCAUUGGAUUUGAUGAAUAUAUGAAUCUAGUCCUUGCUGAAGCAUGUGAAAGGCAUAUGAAAUCAAAUGCGGUUAAACCUAUAGGUAAAUUCUUUUGUUUGAUUGUAUGCAUUUUAGGACGUAUUUUGCUUAAAGGUGAAACUAUUACUCUGGUCCAACCCUUGCAAUAA